AAGUGAAAGUGCAGCUGAGGCACACCUAACAGAUAAACAUGUUUUGCACACGACUCUUAACACAAAACCAGGAAACUACUUUUCAAGCGAGUGUCUCUCUCUGUAUGUAUAUUAGUGAAAUAUGGCAGAAGCUCAUGUUUUUCAGGACAAGUUCAGCUGUUCGGUGUGUUUGGAUCUCCUGAAGGAUCCAGUGACCAUUCCCUGUGGACACAGUUACUGUAUGAGCUGUAUUACAAACUGCUGGGAUCAGAAUGAGAUGAGAAUCUACAGCUGCCCUCAAUGCAGACAAACCUUCACACCAAGACCUGUUUUAUUUAAAAAUGUGAUGAUUGCUGAAAUGGUGGAGGAACUGAAGAAGACAAAACUUCAGACUGCUGUUCCUGCUGACUCUUAUGCUGAAGCUGGAGAUGUGGAGUGUGACGCCUGUACUGAGAGAAAAUACAAAGCUGUCAAGUCCUGUCUGGAGUGUCUGAAGUCUUACUGUCAAAAUCAUCUUAAACAACAUGAGAAUUUCUUCAAUGACAGGAGGCAUCAUUUGAUGAAUCCCACCAGACAACUUCAUGAGAUGAUCUGCUCAAAACAUAAUAAACAACUAGAAAUCUACUGUCGCACCGACCAACACUGCAUUUGUUAUCUGUGUACGAUGGACGAACAUAAAAACCAUGAUACUGUGACAGCUGUAGCAGAAAGAACUGAGAAACAGAGAGUUUUGGGAGAGAGACAGAUAAAAUUACAUCAGAUAAUUGAGGAGAGAGAGAAGGAGCUUCAGGAGCUGAGAGAGGCUGUGGACUCUUAUGCGCGCUCUGCACAGACAGCAGUGGAGGACAGUGAGAGGAUCUUUACUCAACUGAUCCGAUCCAUUGAGAGAAGACGAUCUGAGGUGACACAACUGAUCAGAGAUCAGGAAAAGACUGCAGUGAGUCGAGCUGAAGGAGUCAUGAAGCGUCUGGAGGAGGAGAUUGAUGAUCUGAAGAGGAGAGACGCUGAACUGAAGCAGUUUUCACAUACAGACAAUCACAUCCAUUUCCUACAGGGUUUUCAGUCUCUGUCUGCAGCUUUUGAGUCUUCAGUCUCACACAGAUUUACUCUCAGCUCUCUUCUCUCUUUUGAUGAUGUGAGAAAAUCUCUCUCUCAACUGAAAGACAAACUGGAGGAUUUCUGUAGAGAGGAGAUAGAGAAGAUAUCUGGUGAAGAUUUCAAGCAGUUCACACUGGAUACAAACACAGUUAAUGAAAGCAUUGAGCUGUCUGAUGGGAACAGAACGGCUACUAACACUAACACAGUCCAUCAGUAUCCUGAUCAUCCAGACAGAUUUGAUCACUUUCAGGUGUUGUGUAGAGAGACUUUGUGUGGACGCUGUUACUGGGAGGUUGAGUGGAGUGGUCAGGUGUUUAUAUCAGUGUCAUAUAAGAGCAUCAGCAGGAAGGGAAGGGGUCAUGAGUGUGUGUUUGGACGUAAUGAUCAGUCCUGGAGUUUGUACUGCAUGUUGAGCUCCUGUAGAAUAGGAGUGUAUGUGGAUCACAGUAAAGGAUCUCUGUCCUUCUACAGCAUCUCUGAUACAAUGAACCUCAUACACAGAGUCAACACCACAUUCACUCAAUCACUUUUUGAUUUUUGA
Messenger RNA from Misgurnus anguillicaudatus (oriental weatherfish), 1618 nucleotides. NCBI's taxonomy places the organism in Eukaryota, Metazoa, Chordata, Actinopteri, Cypriniformes, Cobitidae. The record is from RefSeq and is a predicted model, not a curated record.